Messenger RNA from Pyricularia pennisetigena, 681 nucleotides. RefSeq lists its product as uncharacterized. The coding region runs from base 1 to 681 and encodes 226 amino acids. The transcript has 2 exons. The record is from RefSeq and is a predicted model, not a curated record. NCBI's taxonomy places the organism in Eukaryota, Fungi, Ascomycota, Sordariomycetes, Magnaporthales, Pyriculariaceae.
AUGUCGCAACAUAAGAGGCGCUGGCUUUCUGUACAAAGUCAGCAAGCCUUGGGGCAGUUCCACAAGAUGCAUCUCAGAAACCUUCCGAUUUCAUUGCUUUUGGCUUUGCUGGAUUUCAGCACACUCUGCCCUGGUUUGCCCCUCAACUUGCAGCCUCAAGACCAAGGCCACAAUCAGGCUUUGGAGCCGAGGGACCCCAAAGUGACAUAUACGGUGGUUCCCAUCGACGGCUCACUGCCAACUCCAGGCCCCGGAGCUUGCAAUGGGAACUCUCCUGGCCGUCCCGGCCCGGGUGGCGGAAACCAGGCCCCGCCCGGUACUACCGUGACGGUUGAAAAGACAAUGCCUCCUACGACCGUCACAAGCACUAUUCCUGCAAACACCGUGGUGGUCACUCAGACUAUCGUUUCUCUCUCUACUGUCACCGUCACGGAGAGCGUGAUUGAGGCGUCCACCACUGCACAAGUCUCGGCAAGCUCAACCGCCGCCAGCGCGUCUCAGACAAGUGUAAGCUCAGAGCCGACUUCAACCUCGGCUGACAACACCACUAUCACAACGACGGCCACUGCCGAGUCCUCCCCUGCUACAACUAGCGCGUCUUCACCGACAAGGCAGCCCGAUGAUGGCCAGUGGUGGUCGCAAAAGUACCCGAGUUGGAAUGCAACCAGCACAGCCUGGUAA